AUGCGUUCCUGGUACGGACGGGGGAAACCCCUGCAGAAGGCAAUUACAGCAUGCUGUCUCGUUGCGUUCAUUUUGUUUGGAUACGACCAAGGAGUUUUCAGCAGCAUUGUUACCAAUGAGAAUUGGAAGAAGCAAUUCAACUAUCCUAACGAUUCGAAGGAAGGAAUUAUAGUUGCUAUAACCUUGGUUGCCUUAAACUUCUUUGUUGGAGAAAAUCUGGGUCGUCGGAAGACAAUGUGGCUUGCAAUGGCUGUGGUCAUUGUUGGUGCUAUUCUACAAACUGCUGCUUUUACAGUACCUCAUUUGGGUAUUGGUCGAAUCGUGACUGGCGCAGGCACAGGAAUCAAGACAUCUACUGUCCCAAUGUAUCAAGCGGAAAUGUGCGAAGGAAAAACUCGAGGCCGCCUCAUUUCUUCAGAAGUCCUUUUCACCGCUGUUGGAAUCGUCAUUGCAUAUUGGUUAGAUUUUGGCAUUUCUUAUACCGAUGGUGCCAUUGCUUGGCGUCUACCCAUCGCGAUUCAGAUCUUUUUCGCAAUAUUCGUCAUCGUGCUUGUAUUUGGCCUGCCGGAAUCCCCUCGAUGGCUUAUGAAUCAUGGCAGAGAAAGAGAGGCAGUGGACGUGUUAUGUGCAGUCUAUGAUCUAGAGGAGCACGAUGAUUUCAUUGUUAAGGAGCACAGAGCAAUCCAGUCUGCUCUCGAGCUGGAUAACUUUUCUAGCAAGAAAUCUGUUUGGAAAAUCUUCCGGAAUGAUGAAAUCAAAACGGGCCAGCGAGUUCUGCUUGCUUGGGGCAUGCAGCUGAUGAAUCAGGUUGGAGGGAUCAAUAUGAUUGUCUACUACAUACCAACGGUCCUGCAGAAUAAUGUCGGACUUACUGGAAAGCUUCCAUCAAUCCUGGGUGGAUGCGUUGAAGUCAUGUUCAUGAUCGGCUCUCUUCUUCCAGCAUUUAUGCUAGAUCGAAUGGGACGUCGUCGAACAAUGAUGAUUGGUUCAUUUGGCCUAGGCGUAUGUAUGCUCAUGAUCGCGGCCCUUCUCUCUCAGGUCAAUGAGCCUCACGGGAAGGAAUACGCCUCUGCCUCUGUCGCAUUCUUUUUCUUGUAUAUGCUCAUCCAUGGCAUGUCUAUUAACUCCGUGCCUUGGGUGUAUGUGCCCGAGAUUCUUCCUUUGGAAGCCCGUACCAAAGGAACUGCCAUCGGCGUCAGUUCAAAUUGGCUGUGGAAUUUCACUAUUGUCAUGAUAACGCCAGUUAUUAUCAACCGCAUCCAGUGGAAGGCCUAUAUCAUAUUUAUGAUGACAAAUUUUCUUUUCAUCCCGGUUGUUUACUUCUUCUACCCCGAAACUGGCAACUUGCGGUUGGAGGAUGUUGACUUAAUUUUCUCUCGUGGAGGCGAUCCUGUGAAACAGGCCAGACUACUAGCAGCGGAACUGAAGGCCAAUGGCCGCAUUGAAUCCGAUGAUAAUCUCGACGAGAAGGAGAUUGAGGCCGUUGUGAUCGAACAUGCUUGA
This is a messenger RNA of Penicillium malachiteum, 1503 nucleotides long. Its product is annotated as general substrate transporter. The transcript is spliced from 4 exons. Gene Ontology annotation, biological process: carbohydrate transport; transmembrane transport. Gene Ontology annotation, cellular component: membrane. Bases 1 to 1503 code for a protein of 500 amino acids. Lineage: Eukaryota; Fungi; Ascomycota; Eurotiomycetes; Eurotiales; Aspergillaceae. Gene Ontology annotation, molecular function: carbohydrate:proton symporter activity. The record is from RefSeq and is a predicted model, not a curated record.